Messenger RNA from Arctia plantaginis, 2172 nucleotides. NCBI's taxonomy places the organism in Eukaryota, Metazoa, Arthropoda, Insecta, Lepidoptera, Erebidae. The record is from the annotation of a GenBank genome assembly.
AUGAGUUCGAGGCAUCGAGACCGAAGUCGUUCAAGAUCUCGCGAUCGAGAUAGGCACAAGGAACGAGAUCGUGAAAAGACGAGAGAUCGGGACCGAGACAAGGAUAGGGAUCGCGACCGCGACCGUGACCGUGACCGCGAUCGGGAGCGCGACCGUGACAGGGACAGGGACAGGGACCGGGACCGCGACCGCGACCGCGAUCGUGACCGGGACCGGGACCGGGAUCGGGAUCGACACCGUUCCAAGAGGGAUAAGGAGCGAGAAAGAAGUCGCAGUCGGGACCGCCACAAAGAGAAACGCCGCAGUCGUAGUCGGUCGCGUAGCAGAAGCCGAAGUCGCAGCCGGAAAUCUAAAGAUAGUUGUGUGAACAGAGACGGCACCAUAGCUCUACUGGACCAGAUGGUGGGCACGACGACGAAAGCGACAGCUCGGCAGGUGACCCCUAAUGGUGCCAUCAACCCUGCGACCCAGGCUGCUAUCCUCGCUGCUGCAGCUGUGGCUCAGACGUUUGUGGCGCAGCGGCGUAUGGCGGCGCCCGUGCAGCCGGCGGCGGCGGCCGCGGCCGCGCUAUCGGCCGCCACGGCCAUCCCGCCGCCCACCUCCGUGCAGCAGAAGCUGGAGCUGAUGCAGGCGCGCACCGAGUCGCGCUACCGGGACAAGCCCACGCACCACGACUACCACCCCGACGACGACCAGGACGACGGCCUCGGGCCGGUGGGCGAGUCGGCGGCCGAGCGGCGGGCGCGGCGGCGUCGCUCGCGGUGGAUGGGCGGUGAGCACGACAAGACCUUCAUCCCCGGCCUGCCCACCGUGCUGCCGUCCACGCUCACGCGAGAGCAGGAGGAGCAGUACCUACUCCAGCUGCAGAUCGAGGAGGUGUCCCGGAAGCUGCGCUCCGGCGACCUCGGCAUCCCCGCCAACAUCGAGGAGAGGUCCCCGUCGCCGGAGCCCAUCUACUCGACGGACGGCAAGCGGCUGAACACGCGCGAGUACCGCACGCGCCGCAAGCUCGAGGAGGAGCGCCACCGCCUCGUGCAGCGCAUGCAGCAGAUCAACCCCGAGUUCAAGCCGCCGCCCGACUACAAGCCGCCCAUCAUCCGCGUGCACGACAAAGUGAUGAUCCCCCAGGAGGAGCACCCCGACAUCAACUUCGUGGGGCUGCUCAUCGGACCGCGCGGCAACACGCUCAAAGCGAUGGAGAAGGAGACGGGCGCGAAGAUCAUAAUCCGCGGCAAGGGCUCGGUGAAGGAGGGCAAGGUGGGGCGCAAGGACGGCCAGCCGCUGCCCGGCGAGGACGAGCCGCUGCACGCCUACAUCACCGCUACCAACGCUGACUGCGUCAAGAAGGCCGUCGAGAAGAUAAAGGAGGUGAUCCGCCAGGGCGUGGAGGUGCCGGAGGGCCAGAACGACCUGCGGCGCAUGCAACUGCGGGAGCUGGCACAACUGAACGGAACGCUGCGAGAGAACGACGCCGUGCGAUGCGCCAACUGCUCGGCCACCGACCACAAGACUUGGCUGUGCCCGGACAAGCCCAACGUGACCAACAGCAUCGUGUGCUCGUCGUGCGGCGGCGCCGGGCACAUCGCGCGCGACUGUCGCGCUAAGCGCCCCGGACAGGCUGCGCUCGCACACAACCUCAACAAGGCGAAGAUCGACGAGGAGUACAUGUCGCUGAUGGCGGAGCUGGGCGAGGCCCCGCCGGGCGGCGGCGGUGGCGGCGGCGGCGCGCGGCGCUUCGCCCCCUCCGCGCUCUUCGCGCCCCACGCGCCCGCGCGCGCCAUCCUCGCGCCGCCCGGUGACAUGGCGCCGUCGCUGUCGGGCCCGCCCGGCGUGUUCCCGCCGCCGCCGCCGCCGCCCAGCUCGCAGCCGGCGCCCUGGCUCGGAGGCCCCGGGCCGCAGCCGCCGCCGCCGGGCGCGGGGUCGCUGAGCGCCUUCCCGCCGCCCCCGCCCCCCGCGCACCCGCCGCACCCGCACGCAGCGCCCAUGCACCACCAGGACGGCAAGAUGGGCCCGCCUUCGAACGUGGGCGGCGGGCCGCACAUGCCUCCGCCUCCGCCCGGCAUGAUGGGCAUGUCGUGGCGCGGCGGCUUCAACCCGCCGCCCUGGGGUGCGCCGCCCCCUCCCGCCUUCCUCGCGCCGCCGCCGCCCCCCCCGCCCGUGUCGCAGGACUAG